AUGGAAUGUCAACACAUGCAUUUUCAGAAAAAACAACUUGCCAAAGGGAUGCACUACAUUUUAGAGCUUAUAGCUCGCCGUUUUAAUGUGAACCCAUACAAGCUAUGUGAUAUGGAUGGACGUAAGAUUACUGAGCCAUCCCAACUUAUGUCCAGAGGAGCGUAUGUCUUGGUGGCAGCAGGACAGUCAUUCCGUGAUACUUGGUAUUUUCUACCGGAUAACGCUAUUGACACAAGGUAA
Molecule: messenger RNA, 240 nt
Organism: Strongylus vulgaris
Lineage: Eukaryota; Metazoa; Nematoda; Chromadorea; Rhabditida; Strongylidae
Source: the annotation of a GenBank genome assembly